AACUAGGACCCCAGUUUGAUCACGGUGAGGCAGACGUCCUAGCUCGCACAUUUCAACAAGGCAACUAGCUGGUCAGAAACCGGCGCCUCAACUCUUUCCAAGAUCACGAGUCCGGAACCACCGCCUCCAACUCUGAGAAGUCAAGCGCCCGACAAGUAACUUGCACGGUCGCGCCAGCGGCCACCAACCCAAGGCCAGGGCACCCACGGCCUCCUGUCUGCCAUCCCCAGGAACCAUGUCGGGCAGGUCGGUUCGAGCCGAGACCAGGAGCCGGGCCAAAGAUGAUAUCAAGAGGGUCAUGGCGGCUAUCGAGAAAGUGCGCAAAUGGGAGAAGAAAUGGGUGACUGUUGGCGACACAUCCCUACGGAUCUACAAGUGGGUUCCUGUGACAGAGCCAAAAGUUGAUGACAAAAACAAGAAUAAGAAGAAAGGCAAGGACGAGAAGUGCGGCUCAGAGGUUACCACUCCGGAGAACAGCUCGUCCCCGGGAAUGAUGGACGUGCACGAUGAAAACAGCAACCAGAGCUCCAUAGCAGACGCCUCCCCCAUCAAACAGGAGAACAGCAGCAACUCCAGCCCUGCCCCAGAGCCCAACGCAUCUGUGCCCAGUGAUGGCCCUGAAGCCAAGACUGAUGAGGCACAAGCUGAUGGAAAAGAGCACCCCAGCCCUGAAGAUGCUUCUGAUGAGCAGAAUUCACAGUCUUCGAUGGAAAACUCAAUGAACAGCUCAGAAAAAGUGGAACGGCAGCCAUCUGCAGAGUCGGGGUUGGCAGCAGAAACUUCGGCAGUCUCUCAGGAUAUGGAAGGAGCACCACCCUCUAAAAAGAUGAAGCUGGAAUGUUCUCAACAGAACUCUGAAGAGAUGUAGAGGCCCAGUGGAACCCUUCGGUCCAUGUUUCAUGGCAGGUACAUCAGCAGGCUUAAUUCUAGAACGCUGCCCAAGCGAUUCCUCUUGGGCGCGAGCAGAACUAAUGUUUCAAGUUUACUAAGUGCAAAUCCAAGAAAAACCUAGAACGGCGGAACUUCUCAGACACUGAUGAACUGUGCUGUGAAGACAAACACUCCAACCUUCACGUGACCGUCCUUGGGGAGGUGGGUCGGCCGCUCAGGAGUGUCUGCACACUGUCUCGGAAGCCAAGAUUACAUUUGUGUUGCUGCUGUAUCCCCUGCCCCCACAUCUCUAUUUAAUGAUAUAAGCUAUUUGAGGGUGGUACCAAUCAGGAAUUUGCUUUUCA
Molecule: messenger RNA, 1235 nt
Organism: Phodopus roborovskii (desert hamster)
Lineage: Eukaryota; Metazoa; Chordata; Mammalia; Rodentia; Cricetidae
Gene: Bcl7a
Product: BAF chromatin remodeling complex subunit BCL7A
Exons: 7
Coding region: 236-868 (210 amino acids)
Source: RefSeq, a predicted model, not a curated record